UUACUAUUCCAACAACUUUUCGGACUUUGAGAAACAGCUGGCUACAGACAUCUUUCUGCGGGUCUACCGUCCGGGCGCCUGGGUGGGCAGUCUGGCGUCAUUCGAAGCCAGUAACCAGCCGGCAGCCAUCGAGGGGACGGGCUUACCAUCCGAUCAUGACGGUCUGAUGGCGACGAUUGCCGCCACUACCGCGGCCAGCAGCUCCUUCCCCUGUGACCCGGCAGCGGAAGCGCACCUCCAUUGGUUGGACAGUUGGGCCAGAUUGCCCCUGUAUCGUGCUCCUCUCACGGGUUGGUGGCCCCUGAGCUGGGACGUCUCCAGUUCGCGCCAAGACGGCGUCUACUGGAAGACCUGGUGUGAGCUGGGACCGCCUGAGCCCUCCGCACCCUCCACGAGAUACGCCUUCAUGAGCUUGCUAUCCUCUGAUCCCAGGUACUGCCUAACUCAUGAGAUCGAAAUUUUUUGGGGGGUGAUGAUUUAG
Messenger RNA from Dibothriocephalus latus, 481 nucleotides. Lineage: Eukaryota; Metazoa; Platyhelminthes; Cestoda; Diphyllobothriidea; Diphyllobothriidae. The record is from the annotation of a GenBank genome assembly.